GUUUAGACACAAUUGGUGACUCCUAUUGAAGCUUGAAGAAUUGGUUUGGAGUAGUUACUGUUUGGAGUGCAUAAUUUCUUAUCAGUAUAACAGUAUUGGUGUUCAAGUGAUAGUUAUGCAACCGGUAGUUUUCUUUAAUAAUUUUGUUGUACAAGUGACACUAUUUCAGUGCCAAGACAACUUGAAAUAAUUGAAGGUUUUCUUGAAGUGGUGUUGGCGUUUGUAUAUUUGCAAUAUAAGUGCAGGAAGGUGCUUGCUAUUGUUUGUUGGCAGAGUUGAUUUCUUUGAGGUUAAUCCCACAAAGGUUUGAGUGGAUGGAAUCACAUUACUGGCGCUAGUCGGGGAUAAUAAUCUUGGUGACUUUUGUGGCUUAUCAUUCUUAUCCAACGAAGGGUAAUCACCUACCAUUUGGUUAUUAAAGAUUCACAAUCCUAUAAAGGGUCACUCCUCUUCUGUUUCUUGGAGUCAAAUGCCUUAUGCUAUCUUCUUGCUGAAGAUAUUAUUGAUACCGAAUAUUGACAUUUAUCAUGUCCUUGAAGAGUCACUCCUAUCUUGAGGAAAUUUCAUCUUAAACAGAUACUGAAAACUGAAGUCUGUCCCUGCAUUUUUCCAUCUUGGCUAGUCGUGGUUUGCAGCUCAUCCUCAUUUUCAUCAUGAACAGAGAUACACAAUUGCCCAUCGAUCAUGUGUCUUCUUUCCAGUAUGCAGAAUUUGAUUACUUUGAGGCUUGAUCACAAUAAUUACAUUCCAUGGUUCUUUCAAAUGGAAAGUUUACUGCAAAGUCUUGAUUUAAAGGGAUACACUGAUGGUACAUGUCCAUAUUCGCCUCAGUUCUUGAUUACUAAUGAUGGGAUAACUGCUGAAGUUACUAGGGAAUUUAAGGAAUGGAACAAAAAUGAUAAGGUAGUGCUAUGUUUUAUCUCUGCCACUACAUCUAGUGAAGCAUUGUCCUCUAUAGUUGGCAGUAGAAAUUCAAGGGAGGCUUGGCUCAUGGAUGGGUUUAGGCUCCCGUUGCAGAGACUGAUGCUGGUUUCAAUCCAUCAUCAUCCAAGGUUAGUUUCUUUCGAAGAAUCGAAGUACUGCUGGUAUUUUAUGCAUUCUCAUUUCAUCUUAAUGAGUCAGAUUGUUAGAGUGCUGAGAGAAGAGUACGAAUCAAGCCAUCUUCCUAGGUUGGAAGCGAUGAUCAGCCUCCAUUGUACAGAGUGAGGUUAAGGUGUUUUUUCCCCAUGGUACGUACCUGGGUAGGCAUACAGAUAAACGUAUUGCAAUAAUAUAUUCUAGUUAGUAUUUUAUGUACUGACCUCUGAGCGAUCAUUAAUAUAUUCUAGUAGUAGGAUAUAUCCUCAAUAG
Rosa rugosa (rugosa rose) is the source of this 1350-nucleotide messenger RNA. RefSeq lists its product as uncharacterized. The transcript is spliced from 3 exons. The coding region runs from base 685 to 1206 and encodes 173 amino acids. The record is from RefSeq and is a predicted model, not a curated record. NCBI's taxonomy places the organism in Eukaryota, Viridiplantae, Streptophyta, Magnoliopsida, Rosales, Rosaceae.